UCGCGUCGCGGCCGCCCCGUCCCGUCCCAUCGCUCGGGGCCGGCGGGUGCGCGUCCCUCGGCCCCGCACCCGGCGGCAACAUGUGGCUCCUGGAGCGGCUGCGUGGCGUGGCGGAGAAUGGCGGGUCCCGGGGUGCGGGGCCGGAGGAGUCCCCACGGGGAUCCCGCUACAGCAACGUCCUCACCCCUGACAAGAUCCCUGACUUCUUCAUCCCACCCAAGCUGAGCGCAGCACCCACUGAGGCCGAGGGCCCCGAACCCCCCGCAGCACCUGCCCUGGGCCCCUCGGCCUCAGAGCAGGACCUGGCUGGGCGCAAGCCCCCACGCAGCCCCCGGCCAUCCAGCCGGCCCCGGUCACGGGCUGCCGGCCAGCACAUCAUCCAGAUCGAGAGCGCCGAGGACUGGACGGCCGAGGGGGGCUUCGGCACCAACGUGGACCCUCAGGCACAGACCGCCAUGUCGCUGCCCUACGUGCCCAAGGCGCAGACCUCCUACGGCUUUGCCACGCUGGUGGAGAGCCCCCACACGCGGCGCAAAGAGUCGCUCUUCCACAGCGAGCACAGCAGCCUCUGCCCCUCGCCGGCCACCUCGCCCAGUGCCCAGCGCAGAGCCAAGCUCAACGGUGACAGCGGGCCGCGGGCGCCCACUGACCUGGGCGCAGCCCUCAUGCACCCCGGCCGCUACUUCAGCGGCGGCGAGAGCGACACGUGCUCCUCGGCAGAGUCCUCGCCCUUCGGCUCCCCGCUGCUCUCCCGCUCUGUCUCCCUGCUGAAGAUCUUCAGCCAGGAGAGCCAGUCUAAGGUCAUCAAGCUGAAGCACUCGGUGGCCCGCAACAGCUCCCUGUCCACCGACGACAGCUCAGCUGACACCAGCCCCAGCGCCCAGCGCCGCGCCCGGAGUGCCCCGGCCGGGGGGCAGCCGCCCACCGCCCUGCUGCCGCUGGACAGGCCGCCGGGCCGCGACCGGGAGCACAGCCUGCGGCUGAGCCGGGGCGGGAGCCUGCGCCUGGCUGCUGAGUACGACCCCUCCAACGCCCGGCUGCGUGUGCGGCUUGUCUCUGCCGAGGACCUCUACGACGCCCUCGUUGACCUGCGCAGCAUCAACUGCUGCGUCUCGCUGUGCCUCAACCCCGGGAAGCUGCAGAAGCAGCGCAGCACCAUCGUCAAGAACAGCCGCAACCCCGUCUUCAACGAGGACUUCUUCUUCGAUGGGCUGGGCCUUGGCCACGCCAGGAAGAUGUCCCUGAAGCUCAAGGUGGUCAACAAGGGCAGCAGCCUUAAGCGGGACACGCUGCUGGGGGAGAAGGAGCUGCCGCUCACCACCCUCCUGUCCUGCUUGUAGGUGCUUGCUGCCAGCCCCGCAGGGAGCUGCCUGCCCGUGGGGCUGGGGCGAGGCGGGGGGGCCGGCCCCGUCCUGUCCCCUGGCCCCACUGGAGGGGGGCUUUGAAGGGCCCCUCAGAGGAGGGAUGGGGCCGUGGCGGAGCGUGGGGGCCCCCGGGGGUGGCACUGCCGUGGGGCUCUGCCAGCACCAGCCCUCCUGCGGCAGGGUGGGCAGGGCCGGCGGCCGCAGCCUCUCCCCUCUGCUCCCCCCCCUGCUCCCUCCCGAGGCUGCAUCUCCUGGAGCCCAGCAGGAAGCGGGCAGCCACCAGCCCCAUCUCCACUGGGAAGGAUGGAUGUCACCUGCUGGGCUCUUCCCUCUCUGGUGCCCGUGGUCUCCAGCUGGCCGGCACGAAGGUUGGAGGUGGGUAGAUCUCUGUAGCAUACUUCCUGCCACCUCUCAAAGCCUCAGCUGCUGGAGUCUGGUGACAGUGUUGAUCUCAGCUUUAAUUUAAAAGACAAGUGUCUAGUCUUGGAAACUGCAGAGAAAAUACUGCAGAGGUGACCCAAGAAUGGGUCAAGGGAGGUGACCCUGGGGGAUGAGUCAGGUUUGUGGUUUUUGAGCCUUUCCUGGACUCUUCCCAGCCCUGUGGGACUGCACAGAUGUGCAAGCUGGCUUGGUCCAACACCUGCAGACCCUCGGGACACCCUCCCUGCCCACCCCUAGCAGUGUCCCCCACCGCCGAGCCCCUGCGGGAAACUGCUCAUGGGGCUUCUGGGGCUUUGGGUUUGCUGAAAUCCAGGAGGCUGCCCGUGCCUGUCCCCUGCCCGCAGGAGGGAGGUGCCAGGGGCUGGUACUGCCAUGGGGGGGCCUGGCACCCCUCUCCCUGGGCACAUGGGUGCUCCUGGGCAGUGUCCCAACAGACGUGCUUGCUGAGAAAAGCCGAGGUGACAGGAGUGGCCCUCCCAGAGUGCUGGUGAUCUGGCUGGCACUGGGGACACUCCGAGGUGUCGCUGGGUAGGGGGGCAGGCUGGGGCCCUCAUACCCUCUGCCCUCCCUCGCCUGUGGGGGCUUGUGCAUGGCUGCACCCCCUGGGCAGGAGGGACAUGUCCCAUGGGGCCACCGAGCCCCUGUGCCCAGCAGGACCCCACUCCCCAAAGGGACUGGCCUGGCUUUGCAGUUUCCCUUUGGGGUGGAGUGGGGGGCUCCCACCCCUCUCCAUCCCUCCCUGCCAUCCCAGUUGGCCGGCUGGAGGCACCGGGAGUGGGGGAAAUGCCGUCUGGAGCAUUUCUGCAGGUGGAUCAAACAGACACCUUGUUGUUUGGUGUGGUGUUACCCAUUGCAUCGGGCUCUGCAUGUUUCUGGGGAAGGGAGCAAAAUUCGCAGUGCUCCUGUCCCUGCCCGUUGCAGCACACAUGGACACACACGCACACACGUGUCCCUCUGUGUUAACCUCUGUUGGUGGCAGUUGAUGUUCCUUCCUUGUCCUUUGCAGCAGAUGGCAGAUUUCAGUGUUGGCUAUUUAUAUCCGAGGCUGAUCUUUCCCAGCGUGUUUUACUUCUGUCUGUAAAUAUGUUUCAGGUACGCAAGGCAUGGUUCUGAUAAGUGCAGUGUUUGCAUGUCAAGGGGAUUUAGGGUGAUCGUAGCUGUUUAUUGAGCUUGUGUCUGAAAACAAACUGUGCAGGACGUAAGGAGCAAACAAGUUCCUCCUUUGCGGGGGGCUUCCCACCUGAGGCUUCCCACCGCUACCCUAGGAGCCAACGUGGGGGACACUCGUGGGCCCCGAGUGCCCAGGCUUGCCCUGGGGGCUCUGGGGAGGGUGGGACAAGGAGAUGGGCCACGUCCCUGGGCUGGGGGCGAACAUCCUGCCCCUGAGCGGACCCGGGGCAGGAAGGGGACCCUUCCAGUCCCCUGCAGUCCCUGGGGUGCUGAGGUCCCCAGGGUGCUGCGCCUGCAAGGGGCUGGUGGGAGCCGGGUGCUGCUGGGGGGGAGGGAGCCAGCAGGCUGCCAGGGGAGGGGGAACAGGAGCUGGGCAAAGAUUUUGGUGCUCUAUGAGAGGGUUGGGAAGUGGCGCAUCCCCCACAGCAGAGCUGUCUGCCUUUGGGUUUGGGGAAGGGGGAUGCUGAGAGCAGGCCCCUGAGCUUCUCCUUGGGUUGGGGCUGGCCCUGGGGCGAGACUCAAGGGCCUGGGGGCUUGUUCUGUCCCAUCCCCCCCAGCCUGUCCCAGGGUCCCUCGUGGGAGUUGAGUGGUGUGUGACUGUCCACCGAGCCCUGGGAUGUGCUGCUGUGAGCCCUGCUCCCGUGAUGGGAGGGUGGACGGUGUGGGAGCCGGGACUGUGGCCUGGCUGGGUCUUUCUUCCCCUGUAGCUAUUUUCUACUGUUCUUGCUUUGAUAUUUCUGUGGCUGGAUUUAAUGAUGCAUUUCUGGAGUGAUAAAAUAUAUUAAUACCUGAAUUGAAUGUUUGUUUACAGAUUACUUCCCCUUUUUAGUGCAAUAAAGUAAUUUCUAAAACAGA
Tyto alba (common barn owl) is the source of this 3830-nucleotide messenger RNA. RefSeq names its product C2 calcium dependent domain containing 4C (gene C2CD4C). The record is from RefSeq and is a predicted model, not a curated record. Lineage: Eukaryota; Metazoa; Chordata; Aves; Strigiformes; Tytonidae. Bases 81 to 1340 code for a protein of 419 amino acids. The transcript is spliced from 2 exons.